Molecule: messenger RNA, 1547 nt
Organism: Trematomus bernacchii (emerald rockcod)
Lineage: Eukaryota; Metazoa; Chordata; Actinopteri; Perciformes; Nototheniidae
Gene: krt15
Product: keratin 15
Exons: 7
Coding region: 70-1419 (449 amino acids)
Molecular function (GO): structural molecule activity
Source: RefSeq, a predicted model, not a curated record
GGCAGAACAUUGCAUCUCAGUCCAAGUCAUUCUCUUUGAGGCAGGCAGAUCUCCUGAGCAAUCGUCACCAUGACCAGCAGUUAUUCCACCUACGGGAGAAGCUCCGUCAAAACCAGCAUGGGUGGAGGCAUGGGUGGAAGCAUGGGUGGAGGAUUUGGUGGGGUGCAAAGGAGAUAUGCUUCCAGUGUGAGCGGUUCAGGUGGCGCAGGAUCAAGAAUCUCCGUUUCCGGCGGCGGCAGCAGUUAUGGAGGUGGCAGCAGUUAUGGUUUUGGCAGUGGAGCUGGAGGUGGAGGUGGAGGUGGUUUUGGCAUGGGAGCUGGAUAUGGUUUUGGCAUGGGAGGUGGAGGUGGAGGCGGAGGUGGAGGUGGCUUUGACGCUUCAGCCAAUGAGAAGGCUACCAUGCAGAACCUGAACGACCGUCUGGCCACCUACCUGGAGAAGGUGCGAAAACUUGAGGAGGCCAACUCUGGGCUGGAGCUCCAGAUCCGCCUGUUCUUGGAGAGUAAGACCUCCCCCACUGCCAGAGACUACUCAGCUUUUGAGGCCACCAUCGCCGAUCUGCAGGGAAGGAUCCAGGAAGCCACCAGAAUCAAUGGAAGCAUCUAUCUGUCUAUUGACAAUGCAAAACUGGCAUCAGACGACUUCAGAACCAAGUGGGAGAAUGAGCUAGCCAUGCGUCAAUCAGUGGAGGCUGACAUCGGCGGUCUGAAGAGACUGUUGGAUGAGCUGACACUGGCCAGAUCGGACCUGGAGAUGCAGAUUGAAGGCCUCAGGGAGGAGCUGAUCUUCCUCAAGAAGAACCACGAGGAGGAAUUAGCACUCAUGAGAAACCAGAUGACUGGACAGAUCAACGUGGAGGUGGACGCAGGGAAACAACUAGACCUGUCCCUCAUUAUGGCAGAAAUCCGUGAGCAGUAUGAGGCUGUGGCCGCCAAGAACGCAAAAGACCUUGAAGCCUGGUUCCAAGCAAAGUCGGAGGAACUGAACAAGGAGGUGGCUGCCAGCACAGAAGUUAUCCAAACAACAAGGACAGAAAUUACUGAGCUACGUCGAUCAAUGCAGGGCCUGGAGAUCGAGCUCCAGUCCCAACUCAGCAUGAAAGGGUCACUUGAAGGCACUUUAGCUGAGACAGAGGGACGGUAUUCCAUGCAGUUACAAAGCCUACAGUGCCAAGUGACGGGGCUGGAGCAACAGCUAAUGCAAAUGCGUGCUGACACGGAACGCCAGGGCCAAGAAUACCAAAUGUUGCUCGACAUCAAGCAACGGCUGGAGAUGGAGAUCGCAGAAUACAGAAGGCUGUUGGACGGAGAGGGCGCCAGUGCCAGUGGUUCAGGGUCUAGCAGCAGCAGCACAACCAAGAUGGUGAUUGUCACAGAGGAAUAUGUGGGAAACAAGUUGGUGUCCAAAUCUAGCACCUGAUCUGCCUCGCACAGAAAAAGCAACACAUUGGGCCACACCUGAGGACCACCAUCACAACACAUGAUCCCAACACAUUAUUUGCAUAGACAUGUGAAUGCAAUAAAAGGCUGCCAGUUUGCUGACUAAAA